GUUCGGUGACGUAGUUCCGCUCGUGGCUGCGCUGUGUAGCACAGAGUGGCUAAGCUAAAGUCUGAGGGAGAGCGAGGUUAGCUCUGAGGCUAACGGCAUGCGCGCGCUGCGGAAGCUGCUCGGUUACUCGGCCGCUGUAGUGGCGCUGAUUGCCGGAUUCACCGCCUGGAGGAGCCUCGGGCCCGCGGAGCAGCGCAACCGGGAACUACUCAAGAACCUGCCGGAGUUCAACCCAGAGCGGAUGGACGAGAGCAAGAGGAGGAACGCUCAGAUCAUGGAGCUGCUCAAGAACGCUGCGGAGACCAACGACAACAUCGCUCGCACCUACGGCAGCCAGAAAUAACCUUAACCACCCACAGUGUUGCCCCGUCACCCCACCCACAGUGUAACUGCACCAGACUGCAGAUGUGCCGGAGCUCCACUGUGAUCUGAUGAGGCUGUGAGGAGCUUCACACUGACUGCUCUAAUGGGGGGUCUUGGAGAAACACCUCCAAAGGCCAAUAUAAACUGUGUAUAUACCUCUGUGUGUGUGUGUGUGUGUGUGUGUGUGUGAGAGAGAGACUGACUCCCAUCAACCACUCUCUUGUUAUUCAAUAAACUCAAGCAGAUUGUAAAUUAAAUGUUGUUUUAUGAGAAAUCACCGUAAUAAUAAAAAGCCUGUACAGAGAAUCAGGGGAAUGAAUUAAUAAAUAAUAAAUGUGUUUGUAGAUUUAAAAGAAAAACGUUUUACUUCUUAAGGAGAAUAUUUGUGGUUUGUUGUGUUUAUUUGUAACAGUUAGAUCUUUAUUAAGGUAUAAUAUGAGCCUCCUGCGCAGACGGUGCGCACAGCUGACGCGCGCGCUGAGUGAGUGAGUGACGUGUUUCCGGUGUGUGAGGUCAGCGUGUCAGUGUUACAGUCACGGUGCUGCUCGGGUCCUGUCUGUGUCCGUGAGUCGGUUUGUCCGAUGUCCGCGCGCUCACCGGAAGUGUCCCGGAGCUGUUGGAGUUGCCGGUGUCUCUCCGGAGGCGCGCUCAUCUGUUCCGCGGGCUGGGUGUACCGGGGCGCGCGCGCAUCACUGCACCGGGGAGCGGCGCGCGGGACACUGGGGGGGGCACUGCAGCUCGCCUUCUCAGCGGGUUUGGCGCUGUGGGGAGUUGUGGUUCUUGUGGAUCCCUGGAACAAAAACCAUCAGAAACCAACAGCACCAUGAUGAAGAAGGGGAUUAUGGGAGGUGUGCAGUGUGCACAUGCCCUGAACAGUGUGUGCGUGUGUAUGUAAUGUGUUGAUGUGAUAAAUGUAAUAAAUAAUAAACGUCUUUAAGUAA
This is a messenger RNA of Clarias gariepinus (North African catfish), 1304 nucleotides long. RefSeq names its product ubiquinol-cytochrome-c reductase complex assembly factor 3. The transcript has 3 exons. The record is from RefSeq and is a predicted model, not a curated record. Lineage: Eukaryota; Metazoa; Chordata; Actinopteri; Siluriformes; Clariidae. Bases 98 to 343 code for a protein of 81 amino acids. Gene Ontology annotation, biological process: mitochondrial respiratory chain complex III assembly.